This is a messenger RNA of Apodemus sylvaticus (European woodmouse), 5266 nucleotides long. It is a transcript of the gene Cdk13, whose product is annotated as cyclin dependent kinase 13. The transcript is spliced from 15 exons. Gene Ontology annotation, molecular function: RNA polymerase II CTD heptapeptide repeat kinase activity; cyclin-dependent protein serine/threonine kinase activity; ATP binding. The record is from RefSeq and is a predicted model, not a curated record. Lineage: Eukaryota; Metazoa; Chordata; Mammalia; Rodentia; Muridae. The coding region runs from base 85 to 4668 and encodes 1527 amino acids. Gene Ontology annotation, biological process: transcription elongation by RNA polymerase II; protein phosphorylation; positive regulation of transcription elongation by RNA polymerase II. Gene Ontology annotation, cellular component: nucleus; cyclin/CDK positive transcription elongation factor complex.
UCCCCUUCCCGGCGGGGGACAUGGCCAGGGUCUGACCCCGGAGGAGGCCGCACCCGCGCCGCACUCUGCGGCGGGCUCUAGGCGAUGCCGAGUAGCUCGGACACAGCGCUGGGGGGAGGCGGGGGCCUGAGCUGGGCCGAGAAGAAGUUGGAGGAGCGCCGCAAGCGGAGGCGAUUCCUGUCCCCUCAGCAGCCGCCGCUGCUGUUGCCGCUCCUGCAGCCGCAGCUCCUGCAACCGCCGCCGCCCCCGCCGCCUCUGCUCUUCCUGGCUGCCCCCGGCGCGGCCGCCGCCGCAGCCGCCGCCGCCGCGGCCUCCUCCUCCUGCUUCAGCUCGGGCCCUCCUCUGGAGGUCAAGCGGCUGGCGAGAGGCAAGAGGCGCCCCGGAGGGCGGCAGAAGCGGCGCCGCGGGCCCCGCGCCGGGCAGGAGGCGGAGAAGCGCCGGGUCUUCUCGCUGCCCCAGCCGCAGCAGGACGGCGGUGGCGGUGCCAGUAGCGGCGGGGGUGUGACCCCGCUGGUGGAGUACGAGGAUGUGAGCUCCCAGUCCGAGCAGGGGCUGCUGCUGGGGGGCGCCAGCGCGGCAACGGCGGCGACGGCUGCCGGGGGAACGGGGGGCAACGGCGGGAGUCCGGCCUCCUCCUCCGGCACGCAGCGGCGCGCGGAGGGGUCGGAGCGCAGGCCGCGCCGGGACCGUCGCAGCAGCAGCGGCCGCAGUAAGGAGCGCCACCGCGAGCACCGGCGGCGGGAUGGGACGCGCAGUGGCAGCGAGGCCUCAAAGGCCCGCAGCCGCCACGGACACAGCGGCGAGGAGCGGGCGGAGGCAGCUAAGAGCGGCAGUAGCAGCAGCGGUGGCGGCCGCCGCAAGAGUGCGUCGGCUACGUCCAGCAGCAGCAGCAGCCGCAAGGACCGGGACCUCAAGGCCCAUCGCAGCCGGACUAAGUCGUCCAAGGAACCGCCCUCGGCCUACAAGGAGCCGCCCAAGGCCUACCGGGAGGACAAGAGCGAGCCGAAGGCCUACAGGCGGCGGCAGCGGUCCCUGAGCCCGCUGGGAGGCCGGGACGAAAGCCCGGUGUCCCACAGGGCCUCGCUGAGCCUCCGGAGCCGCAAGUCCCCCAGCCCAGCGGGAGGUGGCAGCAGUCCCUAUUCCCGGCGGCUGCCGCGCUCCCCGAGCCCCUAUAGCCGGCGCCGCUCGCCCAGCUACAGUCGCCACAGCUCCUACGAGCGGGGCGGCGAUGUAUCCCCCAGCCCGUACAGCAGCAGCAGCUGGCGGCGCUCUCGCAGUCCCUACAGCCCAGUACUCAGACGAUCUGCCAAAUCCCGAAGCAGAAGCCCAUACUCAUCUAGGCACUCAAGAUCUCGUAGCAGGCAUAGACUGUCUAGAUCCAGGAGUCGUCAUUCAAGCAUUUCUCCUAGCACACUAACUCUGAAGAGUAGCUUGGCAGCUGAAUUGAACAAGAAUAAAAAGGCAAGAGCUGCAGAGGCAGCAAGAGCUGCAGAAGCAGCAAAAGCUGCAGAGGCUGCUAAGGCUGCUGAGGCAGCUGCCAAAGCUGCGAAAGCCUCAAAUGCUUCUACACCCACGAAGGGGAACACAGAGACUGGUGCCAGUGUCUCACAGACGAACCAUGUGAAGGAAGUAAAAAAACUUAAAACUGAGCAUGCACCUUCUCCUUCAAGUGGUGGGACUGUCAAAAGCGACAAAGCAAAAACAAAGCCACCACUUCAAGUAACAAAGGUAGACAAUAAUUUGAUUGUAGAUAAAGCCACCAAGAAAACAGUUGUUGGGAAGGAGAGUAAACCUGCUGCUACAAAGGAAGAACCAGUGUCCACUAAAGAGAAAACCAAGCCACUCACUCCAAGCAUAGGAGCCAAGGAGAAGGAGCAGCAUGUGGCUUUAGUGACCUCUACAUUACCACCAUUACCUUUGCCUCCCAUGCUGCCUGAAGAUAAAGAUGCGGAUAGCUUAAGAGGCAAUAUUUCUGUCAAAGCAGUUAAAAAAGAAGUAGAAAAGAAACUUCGAUGUCUGCUUGCUGACUUACCAUUGCCCCCUGAGUUACCGGGAGGAGAUGAUCUUUCCAAGAGUCCAGAGGAGAAGAAAACAGCAACACAGUUACAUAACAAAAGAAGGCCUAAAAUAUGUGGGCCUCGCUAUGGUGAAAUCAAAGAAAAAGAUAUUGACUGGGGGAAACGCUGCGUGGAUAAAUUUGAUAUCAUCGGAAUUAUUGGAGAAGGUACUUAUGGACAAGUUUACAAAGCCAGGGACAAAGACACUGGAGAAAUGGUAGCCUUAAAGAAAGUACGUCUGGAUAAUGAAAAGGAGGGUUUCCCAAUUACAGCAAUUAGAGAAAUUAAAAUUCUUCGGCAGCUCACCCAUCAGAGUAUCAUCAAUAUGAAGGAAAUAGUGACUGAUAAAGAAGAUGCUUUGGAUUUUAAGAAAGACAAAGGUGCAUUUUACCUGGUGUUUGAAUAUAUGGACCAUGAUCUGAUGGGACUGCUGGAAUCAGGCUUGGUUCAUUUUAAUGAAAACCAUAUAAAAUCUUUUAUGAGACAGCUCAUGGAAGGCCUGGAUUAUUGUCAUAAGAAGAACUUUUUGCAUAGAGAUAUUAAAUGUUCAAAUAUCCUUCUAAAUAAUAGAGGACAGAUAAAACUUGCAGAUUUUGGACUUGCUCGUUUAUAUAGCUCAGAGGAAAGUCGCCCAUAUACUAACAAGGUCAUUACUUUGUGGUAUCGUCCACCUGAACUGCUUUUGGGAGAAGAACGAUAUACACCAGCCAUUGAUGUAUGGAGCUGUGGAUGUAUCCUUGGUGAACUCUUCACUAAAAAGCCUAUCUUUCAAGCAAACCAGGAACUUGCCCAGCUAGAGCUAAUAAGCCGUAUAUGUGGGAGUCCAUGCCCUGCAGUGUGGCCUGAUGUAAUCAAACUGCCAUAUUUCAAUACCAUGAAACCAAAGAAGCAAUAUCGGCGGAAGUUAAGAGAAGAGUUUGUUUUUAUCCCCGCAGCCGCACUCGACUUAUUUGAUUACAUGCUCGCCUUGGAUCCCAGUAAGCGCUGCACUGCCGAGCAGGCUCUUCAGUGUGAGUUCCUGCGAGACGUGGAACCCUCCAAAAUGCCUCCACCAGAGAGGUUUUUACACGCUGAGGCAAUGCACCAUAGUAAGAUGGCUGAGAGCCUUCCUUUGUGGCAAGAUUGUCAUGAAUUAUGGAGUAAAAAGAGAAGAAGACAGAAACAGAUGGGCAUGACUGAUGAUCUUUCCACAAUCAAAGCCCCUAGAAAGGACCUGUCUCUGGGCUUAGAUGACAGCAGAACUAACACACCCCAGGCUGUGCUUCCUCCUGCACAGCUGAAAUCUCAGAGCAACUCAAAUGUAGCACCUGUAAUAACAGGCCCUGGACAGCCGUUAAACCACAGUGAAUUGGCAAUUCUUCUAAACCUACUACAAUCUAAAUCAAGUGUUAAUAUGGCUGAUUUUGUCCAAGUGUUGAACAUUAAGGUAAACUCUGAGACUCAACAGCAGCUAAAUAAAAUAAACCUUCCUGCUGGAAUUUUGGCAACAGGUGAAAAACAGACAGAUCCAUCAACACCACAACAGGAGUCUUCAAAAUCAUUGGGAGGAGUUCAGCCUUCACAGACGAUCCAGCCUAAAGUGGAAACUGAUGCUGCCCAGGCUGCGGUGCAGAGUGCAUUUGCAGUCCUCUUGACUCAGUUAAUAAAGGCCCAACAGUCAAAACAGAAAGAUGCCAUGCUAGAGGAGAGGGAGAAUGGGUCAGGACAUGAAGCUUCAUCACAACUCAGGCCACCUCUAGAACCCAGCACUCCUGGAUCUGGGCAAGAUGACCUCAUCCAACACCAAGACAGGAGGAUAUUGGAGCUGACACCAGAACCAGACCGGCCUCGGAUUCUGCCUCCUGAUCAACGACCUCCUGAACCUCCUGAACCACCACCAGUCACUGAGGAGGACCUGGAUUACCGGACAGAAAACCAGCAUGUACCUACCACUAGUUCUUCAUUAACUGACCCACAUGCUGGUGUGAAGGCAGCUCUCUUACAGCUGCUUGCUCAGCACCAGCCCCAGGAUGAUCCCAAGAGAGAAGGUGGUAUUGAUUAUCCCACAGGAGACACAUAUGUGCCCAGUUCAGACUAUAAGGACAGCUUUGGAUCUUCCUUCUCUGCCGCUCCUUAUGUUAGCAGCGAUGGUCUAGGAAGUAGCUCGGCUGCCGCACCAUUGGAAGCACGUAGUUUCAUUGGAAACUCAGAUAUUCAGUCUCUGGAUAACUACAGUACUGCUUCAUCUCACACUGGUGGUCCACCUCAAACUUCUGCCUUUACCGAGUCAUUUCCCAGUUCAGUAGCUGGAUAUGGAGACAUUUACCUCAAUGCUGGUCCCAUGUUGUUUAGUGGAGACAAGGACCAUAGAUUUGAAUAUAGCCAUGGUCCUAUCACAGUCCUCACUAACAGCAGUGACCCUUCCACAGGGCCAGAGAGUACUCAUCCCUUGCCAGCAAAGAUGCACAACUAUAACUAUGGUGGUAACUUACAGGAAAAUCCAGGUGGCCCUAGCCUCAUGCAUGGACAGACCUGGACUUCUCCUGCCCAAGGACCUGGAUACUCACAAGGAUACAGGGGACACAUUAGCACAUCGGCUGGCAGAGGUCGAGGUAGAGGGUUACCAUACUGAGUAUCUCUUUUUCCUCAGGCACAUCAUUUUUAUCUGGGAAGACUUUUUAGCUGCAAUUUCAGGCAGCAAUCCAAGAGACUUGAAUAAUAUUAAUUCAACAACAGCUUUAUUUUUAUGUGGAAAGGGUCUUGCAUACAAUAGUGAAAAAAACAAAACAACAAAAAAAAUCUUUGCUUAAAUUCAUGCUGUUCUUAAAACUAGCUCUAUUGAUUGUACAUCGUCACGGAUUUUAGUUAACAAUUUUAUUUUGUAUUCUUGCAGUUUUAAGUGGAUGCUAACAUUUAGGGACAUGUUUUUAUGGCCCUGUUGCAGAUCUUCUGAACUAUGCACACUUGUGCUUUUUUUGUAAGUUUGGACCAACUUUUAUGUAAACAACCUACCCCUUCCCUCACCCCUCCAGUUUUACAACAAUCAGAAAGGGCACUGAUUUAUUUGGUAUUUUCUUUUUACGAAGCUACCUUUAGUCAAAGGUCACUGUCAGUCUUUGCACCUGCUUUCAGUGUUAUUGUGAAAGGUGUACUUUGUGCUCAUUUCAGAAAAUAAAACACAACCUUUCUCUUGAUGCAACAGUUUUAUAUAAAAAAAAUGGUCAACAUUA